AUGAUUCAUUCAAAAUUUGACCUUGUCGUUUCACCUGCGAACGGUUUCAGCCAGGGGACUGGGCAGAUCCCAACUUUCGACCUGGCCAACAAUCAUCCCUUCCAACCUUUCAUCCCCGACCACCCUGAUCUUCCUUUCCCCGACCCUAUUGCCGCCGAGUCCGGCAAUACCGAAUCUCCUCCAGAGUACCGAUCCGCCCAGCCAUCCUCCCGAGCCCAACCCAAUCUCCGCCGCCGCCGCCUUCCUUCAAGCAGCCCUGAUCCUUCAGUUACGGGGAUUAGAGCCACGCCUGAAGACGGCACCGCAGUCGCGUCCCCGAACGAUUCUAUACCUCCCGGCCGAGCUGACGGUCAUUCUUCAUCCCACAAGCGUAGGCGCCUGGCAACCAUGCGUGCGGAUGGACUAUCGACAAAUGGCUUUCCACAGGCCUCCAACGGCUCGAUCCCUACCUCAAGAAAAGCCAGUAUGAACGGCCAAUCCACUACUGCGUCGAAUGGAGAGUCACACACGAACGGUUCUGCCAAGUCUCUGGCAAACAUGAGCUACUACGGCCAUAGGCGGGAGGAGGUCACGCGCAUUAUAAUGCAGAGUCUGUACGAGAUGGGCUACGGCGGCGCGGCUUCUAUGCUGAGUGCUGAGAGCGGCUAUCAACUAGAGACCGCCGGGGUGGCCACCUUCCGAAGUGCUGUGUUGGGCGGGCGAUGGUCGGAGGCUGAAAGGAUUUUGAUUCAGUCAUUCAGGAAUGGAGGUGCAAACAAUACCCAGAGAUCCUCACCGGAUGAGAAUACACUAUUGUUGGCGGAAGAUGCGGACAGGAGCAAAAUGCUCUUCUACUUGCGGGAACAUAAGUUUCUUGAGCUCCUGGAGGCGGGUGAUCUAGGCGCGGCACUGAUUGUUCUGCGGCAAGAACUCACGCCGUUGAAGUACAAUGUUGAACGUCUUCAUGCUCUUUCUAGCUUUCUCAUGUGCCCCACAGAAUUGCUACGUGAUCAACCUGGAUGGGACGGCCCCCACAGCGUAUCGCGAGAACGGCUUCUCGCGAAGCUAUCCAGGUCCAUAUCCCCUUCUGUCAUGAUUCCUCAGCACCGACUCGCAGUUCUAUUAGACAGUGUGAAGCAGAGUCAGAUCAACAACUGUCUGUACCACAAUACUGCUGAUCCGCCUUCGCUUUACUCGGAUCACAUGUGUGACCGAAAUGACUUCCCAUUGCAAGUCACCCACGACCUCACUCAACACUCUGACGAAGUCUGGUAUUGCGGGUUUUCCCACGAUGGCACAAAGCUGGUCACUGCUGGCACGGACAAUACCGUGUUUAUAUACGACACCAGUGACUUUAAAGUGCUUCAGCGGCUAGAUGAUCAUGCUUCGGGAGUUGCAUUUGCUAGCUGGAGCCCAGAUGACUCGAAACUAAUUACCUGCUCACAAGACAAAAAAGCCCGAACUGGCCGCUGUCUUCUCACCAUUGACCAUCAUAGCGAACCCGUAACCGCCGCCGCUUGGGCUGCAGACGGUGAAUCGUUCGUAACGGCUUCUUUCGACUUAAGCUCGCAACUCUGCCACUGGAGUCUUCGUGGGACAUCGCUGCACAAGUGGAAAGGCGGGUUCCGGGUGCAGGAUUGUGCUGUCAGCAAGGAUGGACGACGACUUGUAGCGGCAGACACUGAUUCAAAGAUCCACGUGUUCGAUUUCCAAACCUACGAGGAAGUCAUCUGCUUCCCUGUCGCCAGCAAACCCACAUCAGUUGCUAUUAGCCGGGACUCAAAACAUAUGCUCGUGAGCUUGGCAGAAGGAGAGAUCCAGCUCCUCGAGAUGGACACAUCCUUUGUGAUUAGGCGUUUCUCAGGUCAGAAGCAGGGCAAGUUUGUUAUCCGGAGCACAUUUGGCGGGGCAGAUGAGAACUUUGUCGUCAGCGGCAGCGAAGACUCCCAGGUCUACAUCUGGCAUAAGGACAAUGGCAAGCACGUGGAGACUCUUGGGGGGCAUAUCUCGGGUUGUGUCAACUCAAUAUCAUGGAACCCGACGAACGCAACAAUGUUUGCUUCAGCAGGCGAUGACUGUGCUGUGCGCAUGUAA
Penicillium atrosanguineum is the source of this 2073-nucleotide messenger RNA. Its product is annotated as WD40 repeat domain-containing protein. Bases 1 to 2073 code for a protein of 690 amino acids. The transcript has 5 exons. Gene Ontology annotation, biological process: proteasome-mediated ubiquitin-dependent protein catabolic process. The record is from RefSeq and is a predicted model, not a curated record. Gene Ontology annotation, cellular component: GID complex. Gene Ontology annotation, molecular function: protein binding. NCBI's taxonomy places the organism in Eukaryota, Fungi, Ascomycota, Eurotiomycetes, Eurotiales, Aspergillaceae.